Molecule: messenger RNA, 4284 nt
Organism: Urocitellus parryii (Arctic ground squirrel)
Lineage: Eukaryota; Metazoa; Chordata; Mammalia; Rodentia; Sciuridae
Gene: Fmn1
Product: formin 1
Biological process (GO): actin nucleation; cortical actin cytoskeleton organization
Cellular component (GO): cytoplasm; actin filament; cytoskeleton
Molecular function (GO): microtubule binding; actin filament binding
Source: RefSeq, a predicted model, not a curated record
AUGGAAGGUACUUGCUGCACACUCCAAUUGCGCAAGCCCAUUACUGAACUGUGCUACAUCAGCUUCUAUCUUCCAAGAGGGGACAUCAGAGGAUUUUCAUACAAGGGCACUGUAACUCUAGACAGAGCCAGUAAAGGUUUUCAAAACUGCUACCAAGUCAGGGAGGGGCCAGACAUCAUCAGCCUCAGCCAGCAGCCCAAUGAACAUCCCGGCGACAUAUUUUUCAAGCAGACUCCUACGAAAGACAUCCUAACUGAGCUGUACAAACUGACAGCAGAGAGGGAGAGACUGCUGGCCAAUCUGCUGAGCUCAGACCACAUCCUGGGCAUUUCCACGGGGAACCAGGAGGGGAAGCUGCUGGAGCUGUCGGUGAGCCUGGCCCAGGAGGACGACUGUUUCCCGAGUGCAGGAGACUGGUCGGGGGAGCAGCCCGUGGGCCCUCUCAGUAAGAGAAGCACCCAUGGGAACAAACAACCCCUGAGGUUUGGUGGGUGGAGAGAGAGCCUUGAGGCACUCCCACAGAAGAGAACAAGAAGGAAAGGGCGUGGAGGCUGGGAACCAGCUCCCUGGAUGGGGAAAGACCAGAUCUGUUCCAGCAACUCCUUUCCUCUUUCUCCAGCCAGGCCUAAUCUUCAGCUCCUAGAGGAAAGAGGAAACUUGGUCCCAAAUAGGGCACUUACAUCCUCCCUGCAGAGGAGAGAGCACUGCCCUGCAGAUAUCCCCAGGACACCGGACUCAGACCUUGGCAUCGAGACCUCUGGGACAGCCUCAGAGGCCACUGGGCUUGGAAGAGGAGCACUGCCCCCUGACAGCAGCUCCACAGAGGCAGGGAAUGGUGGCACUGGAGGCCCACUGAGCCGUCCUGGUGGGCUGGAGCGUCAGCCUGAAAAUCUGGACGCUGAGAAACGUCCAGAGGCAGAGGUGGGAAGAAUGGGGAAAUCGGCUGGGCGAACUCGUAGGACGAAACCUGUUUCCAAAGUAGUGGCCAAAGUCCAGGAUCUGUCCUCCCAAGUGCAAAGAGUAGUUAAAAUGGAUCCUGAGGCAGAGGAAAGCAUUGGCAUUUGCCCAGAGGCCCAGGCUGAGUUCAUAUCCAAAGUAGACUUGCUCAAGCUCCCAGGACCUGAGGCUGGGGCUCCUGGUUCCAGGUGGUGGGGUGAGGGGCAGCAAGGGGACAGGUCAUCCCAGUCAUUGGCCCGAGAAACAGCAUCCAUUUCUAGUUCCCUAGCCAGUGCUGAGGGGGCUGUGAACAAGGUCCUCCUGAAGGUGAUAGAGAGUGAGAAGUUAGAUGAAGCCACUGAGGGGAAAAGAUUGGGCUUCCCCCUCAACACAAGGACCACCUCCACCCUCCCAGAAACCAGAAGCAAAAGGAGGGCUGGGCUAUCUCAGAGGGGCCGCAGAUCCUUGCUUCUGGAUCCACAGCGUGUUGUAGGUCCUGACUCCUCCCAACCCAGAGACGUUGACAAGAGGCCAUCCCCCCCAGCACCAGCCGCUCUUGGUAUGGUAUUUAAUAAUUCAUCCCCUCAGUCCAGCGCAUGCAAACGGACAUCACCUGUUCCCUCGCCUUUACCUCCAAGGCGCACCAGCCCCCAGCAGCACCACAGGAUCCUCCGGCUUCCCCCACUGCCUGGAGAGAGGGAAGCUGCUCUUAAUGACUCUCCUGAUAGAAAGAGCUGUGUCUUCUCUGAGUCCCCGUCUGCCGAUACCUUGGAGUUACCCCCCUCUGCUAAGGUCACGGAGACCAAAGGAGCCAGMCCAACCUCCUUCAGAACAGGCCCAUCUCCCUUGGUGCCUGGGGAACCUCUGGAAAAAAGCUGGGGGCCAGGCAAGACCACAGCUCAGGCCCAGCAUCAGUCGCCUCCAGGUAACUCCUCCGAGAGCUUUUCUUGGGACUGCUUCAAUGAGCAGACAACUAAAGACCUUCCCUCCAGGGAUGGAAGUGCAUGGGUCCUGGGCUACAGAGCAGGCCCACCCUGUCCAUUCCUUCUUCACGAGGAAAGAGAGAAGUCAAACAGAAGCGAAUUGCACUUGGAUCUCAAUCCUGACCAGAGCCCUACAGAGCAGGACGACAGGACUCCUGGCAGACUCCAAGCUGUCUGGCCACCCCCAAAGACAAAAGACACAGAAGAAAAAGUGGGACUGAAGUACACUGAAGCAGAAUACCAAGCUGCUAUUUUACACUUGAAGAGGGAACACAAAGAAGAAAUUGAAAACCUGCAGGCCCAAUUUGAACUUCAGGCAUUUCAUAUCCGGGGUGAGCAUGCAGUGAUAACAGCGAGACUAGAAGAAACCAUUGAAAAUCUUAAACACGAGUUAGAAUACAGAUGGCGAGGAGGAGGUGAAGAGAUGAGAGAUGUCUGCAUCUCCACUGAUGAUGGCUGCCCUCCAAAGGCCUACAGAAAUGUGUGUGUCCAGACAGACAGAGAGACCUUCCUCAAACCCUGUGAAGGUGAAAGCAAGACAACCAGAAGUAACCAAAUAGUACCCAAAAAGCUGAAUAUCUCCUCUUUAAGUCAGCUUUCUCCCCCAAAUGACAACAAAGACAUUCAUGUACCACUUCCGACUGGGGAAGGCAUCUCAUCAAAUCAGCAAAAGAUAUCACCCCCGCCUCCUCCACCGCCUCCACCGCCUCCACCGCCUCUACCCCCUACCAUCCCUCCCCCUCCACCCCUCCCGCCUGGACUUGGACCUCUGCCACCAGCGCCUCCACCACCACCUGUGACUGCUGGGCCACCACCACCUCCUCCUCCGCCCCCUCCACCACCCCCACUACCUCCAAGUGCGGGACCUCCCCUACCUCCUCCCCCACCACCACUACCUAACUCCCCAGCUCUACCCAGCAGUGGGGGACCUCCUCCUGCUCCAACACCCCCCGGACUUGUACCCCCACCUCCUCCUGGACUCUUCUUUGGACUCAGCUCUUCUUCUAGCCAAUGUCCUCGGAAACCAGCCAUUGAGCCCAGUUGUCCUAUGAAGCCUUUGUACUGGACUAGAAUACAAAUAAGUGAUAAGAGCCAAAAUGCUACACCGACCUUAUGGGAUUCCUUAGAAGAACCUGAUAUUCGGGACACUAGUGAAUUUGAGUAUUUAUUCUCCAAAGACACAACUCAACAGAAGAAAAAACCUCUGUCAGAGACCUAUGAGAAAAAAAACAAGGUCAAAAAGAUCAUCAAGUUAUUGGAUGGAAAACGAUCUCAAACCGUGGGAAUCUUGAUAUCUAGUUUACAUUUAGAAAUGAAGGAUAUUCAGCAGGCCAUUUUUAACGUGGAUGACUCUGUGGUUGAUCUGGAGACCCUAGCAGCCUUAUAUGAAAACAGAGGCCAAGAAGAUGAAUUGGUUAAAAUAAGAAAAUACUACGAGACAUCCAAAGAAGAAGAAUUAAAGCUGCUGGACAAACCUGAACAAUUUUUACAUGAGUUAGCCCAGAUCCCCAAUUUUGCUGAACGUGCCCAGUGCAUAAUCUUCAGAUCUGUUUUUUCUGAGGGCAUCACCUCCUUGCACCGAAAAGUAGAGAUUGUCACAAGAGCUUCUAAGGGUUUGCUGCACAUGAAGAGUGUGAAGGACAUCUUAGGUCUCAUUCUGGCAUUUGGAAAUUAUAUGAAUGGAGGAAAUAGGACUCGGGGACAAGCAGAUGGAUAUAGCUUAGAAAUUCUGCCCAAACUCAAGGACGUCAAAAGUCGGGAUAAUGGAAUUAAUCUGGUGGACUAUGUUGUGAAGUAUUACCUUCGUUACUAUGACCAGGAAGCUGGAACUGAAAAGAGUGUUUUCCCCCUGCCUGAACCACAAGAUUUCUUUCUGGCCUCCCAAGUCAAGUUUGAAGACCUCAUAAAAGAUUUGAGAAAACUGAAGAGGCAACUGGAAGCAAGUGAGAARCAGAUGAUGGUGGUGUGCAAGGAGUCCCCCAAGGAGUAUCUUCAGCCUUUCAAGGACAAGCUGGAGGAGUUCUUCCAGAAAGCCAAAAAGGAACAUAAAAUGGAAGAAAGCCAUUUGGAAAAUGCACAGAAAAGUUUUGAGACAACAGUAGGAUAUUUUGGAAUGAAGCCAAAGGCCGGUGAGAAGGAGAUCACACCGGGCUACGUGUUUAUGGUGUGGUAUGAGUUCUGCAGUGACUUCAAGGCUAUUUGGAAACGGGAGAGUAAAAACAUCUCUAAAGAAAGAUUGAAAAUGGCUCAAGCAUCAGUCAGCAAGUUGACAUCAGAGAAGAAAGUGGAGACAAAGAAAAUCAAUCCCACUGCCAGUCUGAAAGAAAGACUGCGUCAGAAGGAAGCCAGUGUGACCACCAACUAA